Messenger RNA from Phanerochaete carnosa HHB-10118-sp, 2159 nucleotides. RefSeq lists its product as uncharacterized. Gene Ontology annotation, cellular component: membrane. Lineage: Eukaryota; Fungi; Basidiomycota; Agaricomycetes; Polyporales; Phanerochaetaceae. Gene Ontology annotation, molecular function: phosphate transmembrane transporter activity. Gene Ontology annotation, biological process: phosphate ion transport; transmembrane transport. The record is from RefSeq and is a predicted model, not a curated record. The transcript has 6 exons. The coding region runs from base 137 to 1783 and encodes 548 amino acids.
CUGGUUCUGGGCGGACUCUGCCGACGCCUCGCCCACUUAAAAGAGCGCCUUCUCCCACACGCCCGCCCACUGCUCACCCUCCCCUCCCUCGCUCCCGCCUGCACGUCCAAGGCGCAUCCACAAGGACGAGCUCGAGAUGGCCACUUACCAAGGUGACAAAGUCUCCACAUCCUCCGGCUCCGCAGAGGGUGGCAAGCGCCUUCCGGGCUACACCCUCGACGAGAAGCGUCGCGCGGCCCUCGCGGAAGUCGACAGCGCCAAGUUCUCCUGGUUCCACCUCAAGGUCUGCAUCGUCGCCGGUGUCGGUUUCUUCACCGAUGCCUACGAUAUCUUCGCUAUCAACAUCGCUUCUACCAUGCUGGGGUAUGUCUACCAGCAUGGGGCCGGUGCCCUCGCGACGAACCAGGAUCUCGGUGUCAAGGUCGCAACUCCCAUCGGUAACCUCGUCGGUCAGCUUUUGUUCGGUUGGCUCGCAGAUCUUGUCGGUCGUAAGAAGAUGUACGGUAUCGAGCUGAUGAUCAUGAUUGUUGGAACUUUUGGUCAAACACUUGCGGGCGAGGCUCACGCUGUCAAUAUCAUCGCGGUGAUCAUCGUGUGGCGAUUUAUAAUGGGCGUAGGUAUUGGAGGUGACUACCCUCUGUCGUCCGUUAUUUCGUCAGAGUUCGCGUCGACGCAUAUCCGUGGUCGUCUCAUGACCGCCGUCUUCGCCAACCAAGGCUGGGGUCAACUUGCCGCCGCCAUUGUUGCCAUGGUCAUCGUCGCCGCCUACAAAUCAUCCAUUAUACACGAUGACCCCACUGUGUUCCCCCACAUUGACCAGAUGUGGCGUCUCCUCAUUGGUCUCGGCUGUGUCCCCGGUGUUAUUGCCCUCUACUUCCGUCUUACCAUCCCCGAGACUCCUCGUUUCACCAUGGAUGUCGAGCGCAACGUCCAACAGGCUUCUCAGGACGUGGACAACUUCCUGACCUCUGGCACUUACUACGUUGACCCCGACGCCUCUAUUGAGCGUGUCCAGGCGCCCAAGGCUACCAAGCGCGACUUCUUCGCCUACUUCGGCAAGUGGGAGAACAUGAAGAUUCUCAUUGGUACCUCCUACUCGUGGUUCGCACUCGAUAUCGCGUUCUACGGCCUCGGCCUGAACUCGUCGAUUAUCCUCCAAGCCAUCGGUUUCGGUACCCCUGACAAGUCCCUUACCGGCGGUCUGAAGGCGUACACCAACCUCAAGAACGUCUGCGUCGGCAACAUCAUCUUGUCCGUUGCGGGCCUGAUCCCCGGAUACUGGGCCACCUUCCUCCUGAUCGACUCGUGGGGCCGCAAGCCGAUCCAGCUCAUGGGCUUCGCCGUCCUCACCAUCCUCUUCUGCUGCAUGGGCUUCGGCUACGACAAGUUGAUCGCGACCCCACCCGCGCAGAAGGCGUUCGUCUUCCUCUACUGCCUCACCAACUUCUUCCAGAACUUCGGCCCCAACACGACGACCUUCAUCAUCCCCGGUGAGGUCUUCCCGACCCGUUACCGUUCGACGGCCCACGGUAUCUCCGCGGCGAGCGGCAAGUUUGGCGCUGUCGUUGCCCAGGUUGGCUUCGCCCGUCUCAAGAACAUUAACGGCAACAACGCGUUCGUCGGACACAUUAUGGAGAUAUUCGCGUUCUUCAUGUUGACUGGCGUCUUCUCGACGCUGCUGCUGCCGGAGACGAAACAGAGGACGCUCGAGGACCUGUCGAACGAGAACCAGGAGGGCUUCAUCAAAGGCCCCGCAGAGCCAAAGCAAUCGCCGCGUGCCUAAACGCGCCCCUCUCUCCUCGCUCUUGUCAUCCGCGUCGUCUCUUCAUUCAUUCAUCCACCAUGCCCUAUCUAUCUCGUGUUUUCUCUAGUCGUUCGCUGGGAUGUAUUGUCGCAUAUUGUAGAUUUCUGUUGUAGUAGACUUGCUAUUGCGAUUCGCCGGCCUUCGAUGACCGUUGUCUCUGCCUGCAGGGGCGGGCGAGAUGGAUGUAUUGCUAGUAACUCCCGAUGCCUCAAAAGCUGUUUCAGUACGCACACCAAUAUUACUUUCUUUAACUCGGACUUCCUGGUUGUGCAUGUACGUCCACUCUUUUUCCUAGCAAUGCAUCGGCAAGUCGGACUUUGCAUCUCGCGUAGUUGAGGGGCGGGAGUGAACCAGA